UCCUCGUACUGAGCUGAUGCGGGUAAAAGGCAGUCGAAGCGCGAAGCCGAGCUCAGUGAGAAGUAGGUAGGCACGAGGGCCAGCGGCUGUUUCAGCAGCCCGGGGAAAUGAGUAGCUUCCCAUUACGUGGUUGGAGCUUCUUGCCUGACUUAUUAAGAUGUCAAAUCUUGCACAACAAACACGCUGCCUUGUUCACGACGUGAACUGUGUUAAGGCAUGGGCUGUCUGUAAUCGCACUUGAUGGGAUGGGCUAGAGCCCCGAAGAUUUGAAGUUGCUGCAGACACUGAAAACCGAGGGCGGUGUAAAGAAGAGAGGCAGGCUGAUGCUUUGGUCUUGUCGCUUGCAGGUGUUCUGCCCGAUGCAGCUGUAGCACCCUUUCAGUGCCCUCGGGCACAGUGCCUUGUGAAUCAGUACUGAGGACUGGAAAGGGAAAUUGAUUCUGCUUGAAAAGUAUUCCCAUAGGAUUCAUCUUGUUUGACACACUGCUGACUGUGGGGAGCUGGAAUGGACUCCGUGACAUGGUAUGGGUAUUGGAGAGGUGAAGCAGGAGUUUCUCCCUUUCUUGCACCCCUCCAGAAUGGUGAGCACACAUAGAAGAUUAUCAGAACUCUGUAGAAUUUGCAUUUGGUUUGAGAGCUUGUGAGUGUGCUCAUCAUGGAGAAACAGCAGAUUGUCUUGGCUAGCCGGGAUGGUGGGACUGUGUCUGGUGCAGCACCUGCUUUCUUUGUCAUCUUGAAACAACAGCAGGGAAAUGGAAAAGCUGACCAAGGAAUCCUAGUAGCAAACCGUGAUGCUUGUGCUCUUGCCAGCAGUGUAUCAACUCCAGUCAAACCCAGGGUCAAGACCUGCCUCCCAGCUGACUGUGUCUCAGGGGGCAUCACUGUCACCCUAGACAACAACAGCAUGUGGAAUGAAUUCUACCACCGCAACACAGAGAUGAUCCUGACUAAGCAGGGAAGGCGAAUGUUUCCGUACUGCCGAUACUGGAUUACAGGGCUGAAUUCCAGUCAGAAGUACAUCCUAGUCAUGGACAUAUCCCCUGUGGACAAUCACCGAUACAAAUGGAAUGGCCGUUGGUGGGAGCCCAGUGGGAAGGCAGAACCACAUGUUCUAGGGCGAGUGUUUAUUCAUCCAGAAUCCCCUUCCACUGGCCAGUUCUGGAUGCACCAGCCAGUAUCCUUCUACAAACUUAAACUUACCAACAAUACCCUGGACCAGGAGGGUCACAUAAUCCUGCAUUCUAUGCACCGAUAUCUGCCACGACUUCACUUGGUGCCUGCAAACAAAGCCACAGAAGUCAUACAGCUUAACGGCCCCGAUGUCCAUACUUUUACUUUUCCACAGACAGAAUUCUUCGCAGUUACAGCCUACCAGAACAUCCAGAUUACCCAGCUGAAAAUAGAUUACAAUCCUUUUGCUAAAGGGUUCAGAGAUGAUGGGCUGAAUAGUCGACCUCAGCGUGAUGUGAAACAGAACAGCAACUUAGCAUUGGAAGGAGGUGAUGUUUUUAGCACUCCUGGCAUUUGUGGUCGCCCUGCUGAAGUGGAUGCAUUAGAUGUGCAUCAGAGAAGUUUAGAUUCUUCAUUCAUUGGUCAAAACCCAUCAGACACUGAGCUGGAUAAAGAGUCCUUUAAUGCAGAAGGAGACUACUUGGGUCUCCUGGACAGUGACCUGCCUUCAGGUGUUAUGCCAAAGCUAAAACAAGAAAUCUCUGAAAGUCCCAUUGCUAGCAGUUAUGAAAGCAAUUCCCGUGUGGCAUCUCCGUUGGACCCAAAUGGACACUUCAAUGUAGUCAUUAAAGAAGAGCCAGUAGAUGACUAUGACUACGAGUCAAAUAUUUGCACACAAGGAAUUACUGUGAAACAGGAAGACACAGAUGAAGAAACUGAUGAAUUUUCCAACACUGACGAUGAUGAUCCUGUUGUACAGAAACACCUAAUGAGACGCCGUGAAACAGAUGGAACUGAUGGAGAAUUCAGGUCUAGGAAGCGUAUGCUAACCACUCCUUCAGGUGUUGCCAAAGCAAAAAUGUUAAAACUGGAUAGUGGUAAGAUGCCUGUGGUCUAUUUGGAACCUUGUGCAGUCACAAAGAGCACAGUGAAGAUAUCUGAGCUGCCGCAGACCAUGCUUUCUUCUUGCAAGAAGGAUAAAUCCCCUUUGAGUGCAAUUGUAGAUUCCUUGCCCGUGUGUUUCGAAAAUCACAAAGACUCUUGCUCUGGCACAGUGACUAUGCCUGAGGAGUUGGUUAUGAAGAAAGAAUCUCCUGGGAGUAAAACGUCACAGAAAUACUGUUCAAUUGGAGAGGCCCAGUGGACUCUAUCCAAAUCACCUAAUUUUAAUCUCAGGGGCUCAGUAAGUUGUGACUUUCCAGAUAAAGAGAUCUGUGGCAGAAAAAGGCCUGGCAUGCUGAAGAACCCUAUGUCCCUCAAAGGCUCUGGUAACAAUCAAAGCACUCUAUCAUCAGUUACAAAUAAAAGAGGAAGGCCCCGGAAACUGAAAAUUUCCAAGGCUGGUCGACCACCUAAAGGUGUAGGGAAAAAUGUAGUAGCAAGCAAGAACACUUCUCUGGGGCCUGGGAGUAUCCUUCCAGAUGUUAAACCGGACCUUGAAGAUGUUGACGGUGUACUUUUUGUGUCCUUUGCAUCAAAGGAAGCUCUUGAUAUUAACACUGUUGAUAGAGCUGGUGGAGAAGAGUCACAGAAUCUUCAGGCUCCCCUGUUGACUACAAGUGAUCCAGAUUGUCAAGCAAGAAUACAAGUACUGGAAAAAGAGUUGAUGGAAGAGCUGAAGACCUUGAGGCAUAAACAAGUAAUACAUCCUAGCCUUCAGGAAGUGGGACUGAAGUUGAAUUCUGUGGACCCAACAAUGAGCAUUGACUUGAAAUAUUUGGGUGUGCAACUUCCUCUUUCCUACUCAAAUUACUCUCUGUGGAGCUAUCCAGGUACCAACCCCAAUUCUCCAGAUACUGGAUUUCCUUUUGUUUCCAGGACAGGAAAAACAAAUGAUUUCACAAAAAUCAAAGGCUGGCGAGGGAAGCUUCAUGGUGCUUCUAGAAAUGAAGGUGGCAGUUCAGAAGGUUCAUUGAAGAAUCGCUCAGCGUUCUGUAGUGACAAGCUGGAUGAGUACCUGGAAAAUGAAGGGAAAUUGAUGGAAACAAGUAUGGGAUUUUCUUCUAACACUCCUGCUUCUCCUGUGGUGUAUCAGCUUCCCACUAAGAGCACUAGCUAUGUUCGAACACUUGACAGUGUUUUAAAGAAGCAGUCCACUGUAAUUCCAUCAACAUCUUACACGUUGAAGCCUGUUCCUCCAUCAUCUACCUCUAGGAAAACAAAGACUCAAACCAGACAGACAUCUGCAAACAGAGUAAGAUCUUACAAACCUAUUCUGCCUUCACCUUUUCCUGCAAAGCAGAAACAGAACUCAUCAGUGUCAGGGGAAAAGUCUUCUAAGUCUGCUAGCAGUUUGAGUAAUCAGGCAGAUGGUUUUGUGCUGCCAACUGUGGAUGAAAAUACACUUCCAAAACAGAUUAGUUUGCGUCAAGCACCACAGCAUCACCAAGCACCUCGUCCACCAGGUUUGUCUAAAUCUCAAGUGAAGUUAAUGGACUUGGAAGACUGUGCUCUUUGGGAUGGGAAACCAAGGACCUAUAUUACAGAAGAGCGAGCAGACAUCUCUUUGGCAACCCUGCUUACGGCUCAGGCGUCUCUUAAAAACAAACCUAUCCACAAGAUAAUAAGACGACGAGCACCUCCUUGCAACAACGAUUUCUGCCGACUGGGCUGCAUAUGUGCCAGUCUGGCACUGGAGAAACGUCAGCCUACCCACUGCCGCAGGCCAGACUGCAUGUUUGGGUGUACCUGCCUCAAGAGAAGGGUCUUGCUGGUGAAGGGAGGAUCAAAACAUAAGAAAAUGAUGAAGAAGGCUGUGCGUGGAAAUCUUGUGCUGUUCGGAACACAAGGACAACAGCAGGAGGAUGAAGAUGUGGAAGAAGAGGGGGAUGGGGAAGAAGAGGAGAUGAAGCAGAAGGAUAGGAAGAAGAGAAAAAGGGUGGAAUACACUAUCUGUGACUCAGAGCCAGAACAACCUGUUAGGAAUUGUCCAUUGUGGGUGAAAGUGGAAGGUGAAGUAGAUCCAGAGCCAAUUUAUGUCCCAACACCAUCUGUUAUGGAACCAGUUAAAUCUAUGGUACUGCCCAACCCAGAGGUCUUGGUUCCUAGUAAGAACAGAUCUUCCAGUGGGACAAAACCAGGCAGAGUAUACACUCCUAGACCAAAUCCAGUGAUUCGAGAGGAGGACAAGGAUCCUAUCUACAUGUACUUUGAGAGUUUAAUGACUUGUGCAAGGGUGCGAGCCUAUGAGCACAAGAGAGAGGACAAGAAGCAGCAGAAAGACAAAAGUGAUUCACAGAGUUGUAGUGUAAAGCAGGAGCAUGAACCGGAGCUUCGGUCCCUUGAGAAGGCAAUCUAUGAGGUAGAAAAAGACACUAAUAAAUCAAGAGAGAAAAGCUGGUGUUCUUCCCGUAGUGAGGGGGACUCUUUCUCCACCUCCUAUGUUCAUCACACCACUCAAGGUGAACCAACCAAACUUAUCGAGAUUAUCUCUGACUGCAACUUGGAGGAAGAUCACAAUAAGAUCUUGAGCAUCUUGUCACAGCAUACCAACAGUAACACGCCACAGUGCCUCAAAGUGGGUAGCUUCAUUAUUGAAUUGGCUUCGGAAAACAAGGCCCAGGAUGAGAACCAUCCUUCUGUCUGCUCCUCCAGAAUGAAAAUUUCAGUGCCAUCCUACCAGGACAAGGAUGAGAAGCCUGAGAUCCCUGUCUUGGAGACUCCUGAUAGCACAGUGGCGUCAUGCAAUAACUCAGAAAAUGUAAAGGUCAUGCGGGCAGACCCAGUGGACAAACUGCGGGAGAAGCUGCAUGGGGGCAAAGGCUUGCCUUUUUAUGCAGGGGUUUCUCCUGCAGGAAAGCUGGUUGUCUACAAAUGCAAAGCUAAUACGAGCCCCUCGGGCUUGAUUCAGGUUAAUGAUAAAAGGUAUCCUCAGGCCAAACUGCUUUUGGGACAGAUGGGGGCAUUACAUCCUGCCAAUCGGCUAGCAGCUUAUAUCACAGGCAGGCUGCAGCCCACAGUACUUGAUAUCGCAGCCCUCAGUACAGUGAUCUCCAAGGUAGCACCCAGUGCUAAAACUCCUGCUUCUGGGACACCAUCAGUCCAGGGGCCCACAACAUCAGCUCCUAAAACUACAUCUUCCACCAGCACUACUUCAACCCCCACUGUGACGACUCUGAAAACCCAUGUCCCAGCACAGAGAGAGAUAGCUGUUCGACCCUCACCUGGUGGUGUGUUUGCCCAGUUUGUGCUAAACAAAGCAGGAGCUCUACAGCAGAAGAUUCCCGGAGCGAGCACACGCCAGGCUGCCUCAGGGCGACAGUUUCUCAGUAUCAAGCCCACGCCAAUCACGGUUAUUGCUCCCGUGGUUUCUUCAGUGCCAUCUCCAGCUCUGUGCACAGUCUCUCCUGGGGUCACUGCAGCCACCACCACUUCUCCAGUUACUGUGGAAAGUACCAGUGUAGCAGCAUCUACUGUGACCACUCCUAGCCAGACAAAAGCUGGUGAACCUCCCUGCUCUCCUCCUGCAGUUGCAGUCACAGCUGCUCCUGCUACACCUGGAAUCAGCACCUCCACUACUCCAUCUACCACUCCUAGUGUGAACACAACAAAAACAACAGGGAUUGUCUCAACAGUAGCAGCUACAUCAUUCCCAAAAACUGUAGUAACACCACCAACUGUUACUUGUGCUGUUGUCACAACAUCCACUUCUACAGUUGUACUGACAACAGCUGCGGCAGCUACACCCGUGGUGACCACACUGACUUCCUCUGCUGUCUCUGUUCCAGUGAUACUAGCAGGAGUUAAUUCAAGUCCUCCACAGAAUCCAAAAAGAGAAGAUGCUGUUCCACAAGCUGCAAGUAAGACUCCCCCAAAGAUAGCUCCUGGAACAGACAAACGUGUUGGACCUCGAUUGCUGCUGAUUCCAGUGCACCAGACACCUUCUGCUCUGCGACCGCUGAACAGCACACAGGUGGCACAGAGGCAGAGGAUGGUCCUUCAGCCUCUCAGGAGCCCUGGGGCUGUGAACCUGUUCAGACAUCCCAAUGGGCAGAUCAUUCAGCUUGUUCCCUUGCAGCAGGUUCGAACUGCAGGUGCUCAGCCCAGCGUGCAGCCAGUGAUGCUCCGCAAUCCAGGGUCUGUUGUAGGAAUCCGGUUACCUGCACCUUCCAAGCCUCCUGAGUCACCUGUUUCUCCCACUUCCUCUGUGUCUUCCACUUCUCCUGCCUCAAAUUCGGCUGCACAGACUGCAGUACCCAAGUCAUCCCCACCAUCCAACCCAGCCACUCAAGCAUCUUCUCUUCUUCCUUCAGUAACAAGUUUUGUGUCCCAGGCAGGCACUCUGACUCUGAGGCUCUCUUCCUCUUCUGCCAGCAGUGUCACAAACCAAACAGCCUCUGAGUCUAAAAUAACCUGCAGCUCAGGUGGUCUGCCAGCCACCACAGCUAAUCUCAUACCUUUACAGUCUGGAAGUUUUGCUUUACUUCAGCUCCCAGGACAGAAGACUGUGCCAAACUCUAUUCUUCACCAUUUUGCAUCUCUUCAGAUGAAGAAGGAUUACAGGAAAAUAUGCAAGAAAGAAGACUCAGGUGCUGCUCAGCAGAAGGAGAAUGGGAAGGCUCCGUGCUCAGGUGACACAGAAGUUACAGAGUCGGAUGCCACGGUGCCAGAUGGGAAACAAGAAGAAAAUGAGUUGUCGAUUAACCAGUCAAAUGCUUUUGAAGAGCCGGCAUCUGGCACAGUCACACCUAGCAGCGAUAGAAAUUCCACUACAUUAGAGAUAGCGGAGAAGAACUCAAAGGUGCUAGAGAGUUCUUGUGAUGACAGCUUUUCUUCUCAGCAUGAUGUUUCUGCAGAUGUCGUAUCAUCUGACCAUUCGUACAUCAGUGAGAAACCAAAUGAUGAGGAAGAAAAAGGGGCUUCUGAAGAGAAAGAGGGUUCUGUCAGUUCUGAAACUGUUGUGGAGGCAGUUUCAGCUAACUCUGAAACUGUUUGUGGGUCAUCAGAUGAGUCUUCAGUAGCUCCUCUGGAUAAUACACAUUCACACAGUCUUGAGAAUCAGGAGACUGCACAGUUGAAGAACCAUGCUGAACAGGAGGAGAAACCAGUAAAAGAGGAGGAAGGAGAUGCACAGACACAGAUGGAGGAGGACAGCAGAGCAAGUUCUGGGCAGUUGUAUAGCCAACAAGAGCAAGAUAUACAGCUGAAGAUCAAGGAGGAGCAAGGAGAGACUGAACUGUUUGAGAACAGCCAAGAAUUCCAGGGUAAUGCUGCACAGCCAGAUAUGGAACAGAGCGAGUACAAGGGCUCUAUAGAAGUGGAAAACAUAGGAGAGAAAACAAGAAGUAGGUCUGAAAUUGCUUCUGUAAAAGAACAGGAUAAUGCUUUAGGAGAAGAGCAUACAGUUGAUACAGAGGAAAGCAAAGGAAACAUAGCUAGACAGGAGGGCAGCAACAGCAAAGAACAAGGUGCUUGUGAUUCUCUGGAAGAAAUGAAAACAGGCCAUGACAUUCUAACACAUGUUAACAGUUCUUGGAGCAAAAUAUCUAGCAUUGUACCCCCUUUGGAAAACAGAAGUGAAGUGGAUAACAAGGCUGAUACAUCAGAGAAAAGUGACUUCCUGACAGCACCAGAACAGAGGGCACACAAAAAGGGUUACAUGCCCACUAUUGAUAUAACUGCUGAUGAUAUGGAAGAGGAUGAAGAGGAAGAUGAGGAGGAGGAAGAAGAGGAUGAAAAAACUGAUGAUUCUGCUGAUGAGAUGCUGGAUGGUGCUUCUGACUUCGCAAGUGAAGAGGAAGUAGAUGUUGAAAAAGUGGAUGCGUGCGAAUACAGAGAGGAUGACGAGCAGGUGGACAUUGAGACCGUGGAGGAGCUUUCAGAGAAGAUUAACAUUGCCCGUCUGAAGGCCACAGCUGCUCAUAUCGAACCCUCCGACCAGAAAUACCAUCUUCCUAAUUCUUCGGAUGAAACAUUAUCAGAAAAACAUUCAAAGCAGAAGCAUCAAACCUGGAAAAGGAAGCUGAAGUCCCAGGCAGAAGCCUUUGCUCAUUACCGCCAGACACACACGGCAAAUGAGCGUCGACGACGUAAUGAAAUGAGAGGUCUCUUUGACAAGCUGAAGAGAGUUUUGGGGCUGCUGAACCUUCCCAAGGUCUCCAAAUGCUACAUUCUCAAGCAGGCUUUUGAAGAAAUCCAAGGACUGACAGAUCAGGCAGAUAAGUUUAUUGGACAGAAGACGUUACUGACACGCAAACGGGACGGUCUGAUUCGAAAAGUAUCCACGCUCUCAGGAAAGACAGAAGAGGUUGUCCUGAAGAAGCUGGAAUAUAUUUAUGCUAAACAAAAAGCAAUAGAAGCACAAAAAAAGAAGAAAGAACCUGAGCCACAGAAAUCAGCUGCAGCCUCCACUGCUAGCACCCAGCAAGAAGGAUCCUCUGCUGCCCCCAGAGAGCCAGCCCCGAUAGCGAUGACAAGCAGAAGGGGCAAGCCACUGAUACUUGCCAGGAGAGGAGGCCGGGCCACAGAGGACUCCUCAGCCUCUCUCACACUCACGGCUGCAAGCGUAGUGAUGACUCCACAGGGGCAGGUGCUUACUCUGAAGAGCCCCCUGGUCCCAGGGCAGGUGGCAGCUGUUCCUUCCACACUGUUGCAGGCUGAAUUAAAGCCUCGAGGGGUUGGUACUGCCAUGACAACACAGCCAGGUAUUACUUCUGUGAUGAUUCAACUGCCAGGAUCAACAGUUCCUGUCCAAGUAAAAGGAAUCCUUACUAACUCUACCAUUCCUAUUACACUGUCAACUGUUGCUGAAAAUCCAGUGCCCUCAGCAGUGGUAUCAGCUACAGCACCCCAUUCAGAAAGCGAAGAUUCAUUCAUGAUGCCAAAGAUUGUUAAUGUAACGUCACUGGCUGCGGAAGCAGGCAUGAAUCUAAACCUGAACCGAAACAAAAACUCUAAUGCAACAGCAGCUGCAGGCAGUCCAGCUUCUGAGCAAUCCUUGGCUGUAGCACCCCUUGAAACUACAAAUAGUGGCAACAUCCUUUCAGAAGAAAAAGCCAAACCAGGUCUGGGAGACAGUGGCGGAGAUGGAAGAAAUACCACAGGUCCAACAAAAGUUUUCUUUGAAAAUAAAGAUGCCCUUCCACAACUCUGGAACAUAUCACGUACAAAGGAACCUCCAGAGUCCUUCAGUAAAAAGCUCUGCAUUGGUGAGUUUGUAGGAAACCAAGCCAGGAGGAAAGAUGGUGAUUCUGGAGGGGAAAGAUUAAAAUCCAAAGAAUUAUCAUUCCGCAAGCUGCAGAUCAAAGAUUCCAGGAUAGAAAUGGAAUUGAGGAAAGUAGCAUCGGCAAUGGAGGAAGCAGACCUGGAUACAAGUGAGAUACUGAGCAGCAUUGAGGAGAGUGAUGACACUGAUGAAACCCUCACUUCUCUGCUCAAUGAAAUCGCCUUCCUCAACCAGCAGCUGAAUGAUGAUGCCUCAUCCAUGUCAGAGCUGCCUGGUGCCCUCAGCUCAGAUUUCUCUCAUAAAGAUGCAGAAGCUUGUCGGGGAACAGCCAGUGAUCUCUCCACUGCAGAUGGGUCUUCCUUCCAGUUUGGCCAUUUGGGAAGCAGUUUCAAGGACCUUUCUGAAGUUCCAGAGAGUGGUGGCUCUUUAAGCCCCCUUCUGCUACACCUGGAAGAUGAUGACCUUAGUGAUGGGGACAAGAACUCCGGGGAGCCUUCAUCUGAAGCAGAUGUCUUAAAGAUAGUGAUAGGUACUGAAAUGAAGAAUCCCCUUUCCAAUCUGUCUGUAACCAGUGGUGGGAAUGGCAAAACAGUAACAACCUUGUCAGAUGCUGCUAGUGUGACUCCACCAGUUUUGCAGAUGAAGACUAAUCCAGAAGCCAGUAAUGCUGACACGUCAUGGAGGCCCAUGCCCAAGCUGGCACCACUUGGUUUAAAAGUGGCAAGUCUGCCAGUGGACUCAGAAGGGCAGAGUAAUAAAGUGAUGCCCUUACUGGCACCUGUAGUUGCAAAACUGGCACCUAGUGGGGCAAAAAAUUCAUUACCUGCAACUCUUCAAGAAGGACAGGAUAACAAAGUAAUGCCCACAUUAGCACCUGUGGUUGCAAAGUUGAAUACUGCUGGGACCUUGCCUUCAAAUUCAGCAGGCAAAUAAGUGCAGAUAUUUUUUUAUCAGACUGGAACAGAGAUCUAGAGCAGUGUGAGCCAGUGUCAUUGUUCAGCAGCCUCCUUUGUCUGCAAUACUUGUUUUCUGUAUAGCAUCAGCACUGUGUUCAUCUGAGGGGCAGGCCCCAAAAUGUCAAAUAAGUGUUAGGAAACUUUAAGCAUGUUGAUGUAUUUUUACCUCACUGUUGUAUUCUGGGUGUUCUCCUUCCCCUUCUCAAGACAGCAAAGACGAUCUAUAACCAUUGCUGGGCACAUGGUAUCCUUCCAAAAUUGGGUUCUUCACAGAAAUAGUUUGUCAAGGGACUGAGAAACUGAGGCUGUUGAAAGGAGAUUUUUUUUUUUCUCUCCCCAGUAGGGAGGCAGCUGUCUUGUUGGGGGAAAAAAUAUGGAUUAUUUGGUUUUUUUACCAGGCAAAUUAUCUAUGCAGAAAUGGCAUUGUUCACAUUUGCUUGUUUUAAUAUUUGCAGAAUAUGAUAAAUAUGCAGAAAUCAGGUUGUAGUUACUCUCAAAGUUGAUACCUAGAGCAGCAGAAGGGAAAUCUGAGACUGCAGAGGACUGAAGUGAAAAGGCUUUUUCUUUGGUGCUAGAUAGUUCUCUAGCAGAAACUUUCUAAGAGCUUAUGCUUAUGCAGAAAAUUUUAAUAAACAUUUAUAGCUCUCACUGCUUGGGGAAGAAAAAUACAUUUCCCAAUGUAAUUAGAAGGAGGACAGUAUCUUAACUUUAAUAAUACUGUCCUCACUCUCACCUUCUGCCCCCAUACAAAUACUUCCCCCUUUGAUGCUUAGGACAUCUGUAAAGAAAAAUUGCAGAGAGUCGAAAGAAAAUGUGGGCACCCUAUUGCUACAUCUUUAAAUACGUUGCUGAAGUAGCUCAAGUGUUCUCCCAGGUCCUGUUUUCUUUCUUUCUGUCAUUCUUCAAGAUGUAUGAGGUGACUGGGAAUGUUAAUACCAGGUAUUGCUUUGUGAAAACGCAGAAUGCUUUCAGGAGUCUUGUAGCCUGGCGUAAGUGAGCGAGGUGUACAUGUGAAUGUAAAUAUGAAAAUAUGUGUAUAGCUUUCCAAACCUUUCAUUUCUUUAUAAAUUCAGGAAAGGUACUCAGAGGUUUCUCACUGCAUUUGCACAAGCUGUGUAUAGCAAAAAAGUCAACAAAAAUGCUCAUUACCAGGGAAAUAGGGCAGUAUUGAAUCACAAGAUGUAUUUUUUAUUCUUCUCUGCCACUGCUUACUCAAUAACCUGUAGAUGUUCUUCACUGUUCAACUGUUGAACUGUGAGGGGCCUGCAGACUGUAAAGAUAUUUAUAUUUUUGUACACAAUUUCUGUUUUCAUAGUUUUCUUGAAAAAUGAAGUUUUCAGCCUCGGAGAGAUGAUUUGUUAAUGAGUGUAUACACAAUCUUUUCCUAUCAAGUUUGUAAAUAUAAGUUACGGUGCGCUUGGGGGGCUUCUUAACUGCUCCAAAAAGGUAAAAAACGUUGCCAUGAAAAUUGAAACUUAUACAAAAUUUCAAUGGUGCAUUUUUUUUUAUGUUUAGGAAUGUAAUUCCAUGUCUUAACUGUUCCAGCAGCAGCAGCUGGGAUUACCUUCUGCCCUCCAAAUUCCCCAUCUUUGGUGAUGCAGUAAUCCAGGAAUUUCAUCCUUCCAGCACUGAGGUUGUGCAGGUGUUGUGAGUGCUGUUCUUCCACAGUGAGGGAGCAGUGUCUGUACAACCAUCUGCCCUGUUCAGUACGCUGCAUCUUCUGGAUCCCUGUCUAGGUUAGAUCCAUCGGGGAAUAGACAUACCUUGGGUGUUUCCUCAUCUUCUUUUCACUUAUAUUAUGCCACAGAGGAGAGAAGCCCUUCAAGCUCAGUGUGUGUAAAGUUACUCCAGAGACUACAUAAAAAAGAUUUUUCACUUGGCCAUUCUAAACAGUGUGUUUAAAAGUAGUUUCAAACAACUCUCUAUUGCCUUUUGCAUAUUUACUACUGUAGUAUUUCAUGCAAGUCUCAUAUUAGUGAUUUGGAAAAGAGAGUUUAGGUCAUUGUGAGAGUCCUGCAGGGUCUUAGAGUUGUUACUUACUGCCUUAGGAAAUGGGAUUUACAAUCCCAGUAAGUACUUAGACAAACAUUGCUUAUUAUUAAGGAUUUUAACCUUAUUUUAAACUAGUAGAAAUCUGGAGUAACUAAAUUAUUUUACUAGUACUACAUCAGACUUAAAUUAUUAUUCUACCUGGGAAUCUGGUUCUGAGCAUUUCCAAUAGGCUGAAGCUGCUUAUUUUUUAACUUGUGGCCGUUUGUUUUGCCAAUAGAUUUCAUUCCUCCUGUGCAAGAAACAGCAACAAGACUUGUGCUAUCAUUACUUUUAAAUUCCUAAUUUAAUUAAUGCCUAACAACUAGCCCUUGUUUCUGCACCUCACUUUUUUAUGGUUCCAAACAGCCAAUUUUAAUUAGCACACACAGAACUGUGUGCUCUCUGUGGGACAGAGAAGUCGAUAACAUGAUAACUGAUCAUGUAUGAUCUAAAAGAAAUGCUGUAUUUUUAAAGGAUGUUCUGUUUAUUAUCUGGUAGCAUAAAAUUUCUGGAUGUGAAUUUACUGUUUGGCACUGGGCAGUAAAAGAAUUUUACUGCAGUAAAAAUGUAAAGAUGUCAAGAUGACAGCAAAACCUUUUGGUCCCUAAAUGUAAUUAGUAAGUUAACUAAGAACAGUCCCCCCAGUCUGGCUGUAAAAGGCGGCAUUUGGUGUGGUUCCAAGAUCUUUGAUGGGUUCUACCAGCCAACAAAGCAUGUUUGAAAUGCUCUUGGGUUUUGCCCGUUUCACUGUCUCAUGUCUGCAGCACAAUAUUUUGCUGUGAAUUUAAAUGCUGACUCUUUGCUCUUCCCUUAACCUCCCAAACAUUAAAAAAUUACAUAUGCUGUCAUUUGAGGCAAUAAUCAUAGAAUAUGACACCUAAUGAGAAGAUUCUGGAAACAGGAGAACCAAGGAAACCCCUGCCAGGCGCACGCUCUCGCUUGACCAAGAGACCUGGAGAUUUUCUUUGUUUUUUUACACAUCUGUAAAUAGACUGGAAUGUUUUUAAGAAUAUAAUGAAAUGUCAGAUUUAGCUUUUUUCCUUUUAUAUAUUAAAAUAUAUCUUUCCCUCUUUUUUGCUUUUGAAAAAUUGAUAUUUUUGUAGAAAUCUAACAGUACAAGACUCUUAACUGUAUGUGAGAGACAAAGUGUAAAACUAAAAUAAACCAAUCAAGGUCAACUAGAAA
Messenger RNA from Parus major (Great Tit), 13506 nucleotides. It is a transcript of the gene MGA, whose product is annotated as MAX dimerization protein MGA. Gene Ontology annotation, biological process: cell fate specification; positive regulation of DNA-templated transcription; regulation of transcription by RNA polymerase II. The coding region runs from base 656 to 10267 and encodes 3203 amino acids. The transcript is spliced from 26 exons. Gene Ontology annotation, molecular function: DNA-binding transcription factor activity, RNA polymerase II-specific; protein dimerization activity; RNA polymerase II cis-regulatory region sequence-specific DNA binding. The record is from RefSeq and is a predicted model, not a curated record. NCBI's taxonomy places the organism in Eukaryota, Metazoa, Chordata, Aves, Passeriformes, Paridae. Gene Ontology annotation, cellular component: MLL1 complex; nucleus.